Molecule: messenger RNA, 1148 nt
Organism: Bursaphelenchus okinawaensis
Lineage: Eukaryota; Metazoa; Nematoda; Chromadorea; Rhabditida; Aphelenchoididae
Source: the annotation of a GenBank genome assembly
AUGGCUCACCGCACGCGGGUGUCAACUGCCCAAAUCCCCAGCUGUUGUCUGACUCCCGACCAAAAGGAAACCUUAAUUAAUGCGGUAAAGGAGAGGCCGGCGAUCUGGGACACGUCUUCCGACGAAUAUAACGAUGGGUCGCGCCGUCGUCGCGCUUAUGCUGAGGUCGCGGAAAUUUUGUCUGAUGACAAUUACAAUUACAAACGUGAGUUUAGGCUUAAAGUUCAAAUUAAGUUGGGAAUUUUGAUUUUGGUCCGAAAGUUCAAAGAAUUUCAUUUUCGGCCAAAAAAAUUUUAUAAUUUAACUUUCAGCGGCCGAAAUUCAGAUUGAAUGGAAAAAACUCCGGGACGUUUUUAAUCGCACGUUAAAAAAAGUUCUUGCCGCUGAGCAAAAUCACGAAGUUUGUUGGCGUUAUUGGGAAAAAAUGCAAUUUAUCGCGCCACCCGAGCAACUUUUGUCACUGCGACUGAAAAUGGAAUCAGAACCACAAGGCCGGAAUUCGGUCGAUAUUCUACAACGACUGGUCGAAUCGUCGUUGUUGCGCGAGAAUGAGGAAUGCUUAUUUGCUAAAGAUGAUGAGAUCGAUGUUAAGCCGAUGAGCAGUUUGGAAUGGCUAUCGUAAGUGAUUACUACACAUAAUAUCUUUAUGAAAGAUUAUUUUAGAAUCCUUAAAUUUAGUAAGUAGAAUGGUCAAAAAGUCUCUAGAAAACUCAAAGAUGACCUAAAAAUAUCUAAAUUACGCAAAAAAUAGACUCAAAAUUCCGUUGUUACCUAAAUAUAUCUUUUUCAGUCAAAACUGUGCUCAAGCAGCAAACGAAUGCACCGACAAUGAAAGUUCAUCCCCAAAAACCUCGAAUAAAGCCUCGCCAAAAGCCGAUGACGUGUUUAAUGACGGGAAAAUCUCGACAAACGAAGAACUAAUUGAACCAUUGAACAAGAGAAAACGGCCCUAUUUUAAAGGUACCAGCCGAAUUCUUCCGUCAACAUCAAUAUCCAGUCCAACCUCAAGCUACGACACUGCUUCAACGUUUGGUGCCUUUGUAGCCAGUCAUUUGCGGGCUAUAUCAGCUAAAAACAAGUACAAUGGGGUAAUGUUGAAGAAGGAGUUAAUGGAUUUGUGCUUGAAAUACGAAUUGGACAACUUAUAA